Molecule: messenger RNA, 1536 nt
Organism: Ilex paraguariensis (yerba mate)
Lineage: Eukaryota; Viridiplantae; Streptophyta; Magnoliopsida; Aquifoliales; Aquifoliaceae
Source: the annotation of a GenBank genome assembly
AUGUUGAAAGAUAUGAAAAAUGACAAGAAGAAGAAGAAUGGCGACGGCGGCGGAGAACGGAAAACGAAGAAAGAUGCCAUAGACAAGCCAAAGGAAAAGCUAGAACAGAAGAAAUCCAAUGAGUUAGUCCAGCCUCAGUUGGCAACUGCGAUGCUGAAGGUGCAUUCGCAUUGCGACUGCGAUGGAUGUACCGAAAACAUUCAGAAAGUAGUCACCAAGACAAUUGACCGUGACGGAGUAUUCACGGCGUUUACUGCUAUAGGAUAUCAUCAGAUGGCCAUCGACGGCGCAAAUGGUCAAGUGACAGUCAAAGGGUCAAUGGACAUGAACGCUCUGGCCAAGUCACUGGAGCAAAAGCUGAAGCGUUAUGUUGAGAUUGUUCCACUUUCACCUCAGAAGGAAGAUGAGAAGAAAGAGAAAAUCGGAUGUGAUCACAAAGAAAAGGAUGGAGGAGAGAGAAAUAUUGGUGGCGAGGGUGACCUAGAUGGCGAAAAUACAGAAAAAAGAUAUGGUGAUGAAUUUGCGAAAUACGUCAAUGGCGACACGAAGAAACCGACGGUGAUCGGAAAAGUAAAUCCGGCUGAACUCCGACCAACGGUGGAUCAGAAGAAGGGCAAGAACAAUAACAAAGGCGAUGAAGGAGAGAAUGAAGUUAAACAGAGGAUCACGGUGAUUCGGACGGAAACCAAAAAGGCCAUCCGUGGAUUUCCACGUGUGGAAUCUGUAAUACACGACGAAGGCAACACGAACAAACAGACUGUAAUCAGAGAAGAACAUCCGUCGAGAUUCGGAGAAGCAGUUGAAAAUGUCCAGCAGGCCUCUCCUUUGCCAACAAAAGAUAAGAAAAAUGACAAGAAGAAGAAUGGCGACGACGGCUGCGGCGGCGAAGAACGGAAAACGAAGAAAGCUGCCAUAGACAAGCCAAAGGAAAAGCUAGAACAGAAGAAAUCCAAUGAGUUAGUCCAGCCUCAGUUGGCAACUGCGAUGCUGAAGGUGCAUUCGCAUUGCGACUGCGAUGGAUGUACCGACAACAUUCGGAAAGUAGUCACCAAGACAAUUGGAAAUCAUCAGAUGGCCAUCGACGGUGCAAAUGGUCAGGUGACAGUCAAAGGGUCAAUGGACGUGAACGCUCUGGCUAAAUCACUGGAGCGAAAGCUGAAGCGUUAUGUUGAGAUUGUUCCACUUUCACCCCAGAAGGAAGAUGAGAAAAAAGAUAAAAGCGGAUGUGAUGAAUUUGCAAAAUACUACAAUGGCGACACGAAGAAACUGACAUUGAUCGAAAAAGUAAAUCCGGCAGAACUCCGACCAACGGUGAAUCAAAAAAAGUGUAAGAAGCUCCAAAGGGUCUCUCCAAUAUUGCCAGGGGAAGACAAGAACAACAAGAAAGAGAAUGGCGGUGGCAGAGAAGAGAGGAAGGAGAAGAAGCAAGAGGCCAAACCCAAGCCAAAGGAAAAGCCGGAAGUGACAAAAUCGACGAAAUCUAAUGAGGUAGUUAAUGAAGAGAUCUUUGUUUAUUUGGUCUAUUUUAUGUUUUAA